AUGACAAUUGCCAUCGAAUCAAAGAACAAGAAAGUGGACAAAAAGGAGGACAAGAAGGAUUCAAGGAAAUUUGAAGUUGGGAGUAGCAGUAGUAAAAAUAGGGAGCAAAGUUCUGGAAAGAAGCAGACAAACUGUGAGCAUUGCAACAAGUCAGGUCAUAGUAAAGAAACAUGUUACGUUAUUCAUCCUGAGCUUAGGGAGAAAGAAAAGAGAAAAGAAGUAACCAAAAAGAUCUUAAAAGAGCAUUGA
This is a messenger RNA of Prunus armeniaca (apricot), 249 nucleotides long. The record is from the annotation of a GenBank genome assembly. Lineage: Eukaryota; Viridiplantae; Streptophyta; Magnoliopsida; Rosales; Rosaceae.